UCCAAUCGAGCGCACCUUCUCAAUGGCGGCGCCCAUGAGUAACGAAAAUCAACACAUAGUUUCUUCGCCAGAUUCAUUUCCCGUGCGGACCAAACAGUGUGCUGUAGAGAUAAACAAUCAUAAAACAGAGCUGCUGUGUUCACAGUUCGGGGACAGGACUUUCCUUGUAGUCACACAGUACAACAAAGUUGGAACACUUGUAUCGGUCACUAAUGCCCGAGUGACAGAUGCCACCGGUGCUACAGCGUCCAUGCCUAACAUUGAUGUUCUCAUGGGAAAUGACCAGCCAAUGACACAUGUUGUUGCCAGGAAUCUAAUUACCCAGAUACCGCUGUCCAAGCCCAUACUGUUGUCUAUCGCUCUGAAGGAUAACAGCCCUAAAACAGUGAAGGCUAUUGCCAAGAUCCUUCCAACAUUGAUGUAG
Messenger RNA from Mya arenaria, 424 nucleotides. Its product is annotated as proteasome assembly chaperone 3-like. The coding region runs from base 23 to 424 and encodes 133 amino acids. NCBI's taxonomy places the organism in Eukaryota, Metazoa, Mollusca, Bivalvia, Myida, Myidae. The transcript has 4 exons. The record is from RefSeq and is a predicted model, not a curated record. Gene Ontology annotation, biological process: proteasome assembly.